AUGGAGACAAAACGCUUCUUCAGUUUCCUGAAGCGGUGGAAGCGGCUAGACUCUAGCUGGUCCAUGGAGUUGGCUUCACUCGACGUUCAUUUUCGCGGGAGUGGAAAAGCGAAGUUGCUGGAGGAAGCGAUGGGCAAAGAGUCUGAGGCCGAAAAGGAUUGGAAGGCCAUGCGCCAGAAAGAUGGCACCAUUCCUUUGGCCUGGAAAGUAUAUCGUGACCGAACAGUGCAAUUCAAAGCCAGGCAGAUUUACGCCACAGGCCUCACUUUUGUGCGAGAAAGUCAUUCGGCCUGGAUAAGCCAGAAGUCCCCGCAAUCGGCCAUGGAGUACGCAGCUGAGCGGGCCGAGCCAAACGGGACCCAUCGCCUUUCUGAAUUGGCUGCUCUGCUGUCUGACGUGAAGCGCCUACCUGAUUUGGGGUUCCCUGACUUGGCUGGUCUCCAAGACAUGCCGGAGGAGUUGUUUAGUGAAGCGUCAAUGCUCGCCGCUGAUUUCGUGGACUUGGUGGUGCAAAGUAUGGUGCAGCUAGCCUGGGAUACUUCAUGGUGGAGCCAGGUCAAAAACGCCCUGGACGAGUUUCGUUCUACUUGGGCAUCUGUCUUCGCGCUUGAGAAGGUCCUGUUGCCUCAAGUGCCUGAGGCUGUGCGGCGUGCUGAGGAUGUUGAGUUGCGUCUGACGCUUUCUGGCAGUGAGAUGCCUGAGCUGUCCCAACUCUACUGGCUCCUUGAAGGUGUGGCCUGGCAAUACGUUCGAGAAGUUGUGGGGCUACUGGAGCAUGGAAAGUGGCAUCCUGAUCAGGUCUUGCAAGACCCCAGGCAAAGGGCGGCUUUGAACAGCCUAUUAGCGCGAGACAAGGAUAAGAUAAUGCCUGUGGGGCCGCCGCCGUCUGACGCCUCCAUCAGCGCCUACAACCGCUUCCGCAAGAAGAAGCUGAUCACCCAGGCAGUUUUUUCACCGCAGACUAAUGCCAUGAAAGCCAAACGAAGCAUGGAGCAGGGCCGGCCGUUUGACGUAGGAUACCCUACGCCUGACGUCGAUCCCUUGAUCGAUCUCAAUGAGCUGCAUGGGCCAAGCCAAAAGAAGAGAAAGCGGCGCAAGACACCUGGCAGUGUUCAGCAAGAGGGCGGGACAGCGGUUGCGACGAAUCAAAACGACGAUGGUGAGGUUGCAGAUCCAACGGAGGGAGGUGCCCGCCUGGAAAAUGACGAUGGUGAGGUUGCAGAUCCAACGGAGGGAGGUGCCCGCCUGGACACCAAAUCGCUACUGCUGCUGCCUGCUUCGAAGCUAUCCAGCUACAUAGCAGCCUCAGCGUGGGCUAGCCUGACGUUUUUUGAACAAGCUAUGAGCAAAGGCCAAUGGGAGGCAUUGGAGACACAGCUUGGAAGGCGCUGGCUUGGGGGCUUGUUGCAUGAGGGGCAAGUCUACAGGCUUAUGGACCACGCGGGUGGGGAGAAACGGGAUGCCGUGUGCCUCGGGUUCUAUGGCUACGCGGCCAUGUUUUGGGAGGUUAAAGCAGUCGAGGUGACAGCUCGUGGGUUCAAAGUCUUCUCGAUGAAGGACACGCGAGAUUGGGAGACAAAGAACAAAUUAUAA
Durusdinium trenchii is the source of this 1593-nucleotide messenger RNA. Lineage: Eukaryota; Dinophyceae; Suessiales; Symbiodiniaceae. The record is from the annotation of a GenBank genome assembly.